Messenger RNA from Debaryomyces fabryi, 2235 nucleotides. Its product is annotated as beta-mannosyltransferase. Gene Ontology annotation, molecular function: mannosyltransferase activity. The record is from RefSeq and is a predicted model, not a curated record. NCBI's taxonomy places the organism in Eukaryota, Fungi, Ascomycota, Pichiomycetes, Serinales, Debaryomycetaceae. The coding region runs from base 1 to 2235 and encodes 744 amino acids. The transcript has a single exon.
AUGGGUUCAUUCAAGUACGCAUAUAACCAAGGGUCAAGUGUGGUCAAGAAAGAUACAACAAACCAAGUGAUAUUUCCUAGGGAUUUUCCUCUUGAAAAAGAGGAGUUAAAGGGAUAUGUGAAACAGAACUUUAACUUGACAGACUUGGGCAAGAGCAAGUUGUUUAAAAACGAAGAUGGUAUGGCUGCUUUGCCGACUUCAAAGUUUACGAAGCAUAAUUUGACGAUUUUCAAUAGUGAUGCAAAUAUUAAUCUUAAUUUGAAGAAAUGUGAUUCCAAAUUAAAGUCGACAUCAGUGGUGGAAAUAGACAAGGCUAAAAAUAUCGGAGUCUCGUUACCGGAAAUCUUGACUAACUUCCUUGAGGAGUGUGAGACAAAUCCAUAUUACAAGGAGUUAGCACCAUUUUUCAUUGACGAACUCAAGUUACAGUUGAAGCACAAUGUGGUAGAAAAAUACUGGUACAGACUUGCGGGAUCUUCCGUGUGGUUGGAACAAUACGGUGUUCAUUUUAUGAUUUCAAGAAUUCUUUACAGUCCUAAGGGUGCCAGAAACCAGCCUAUUAUAUCUUUAACUUAUGCGCAGAUCUUUUCGAAGGAUUGGAAGGAGCUCACCAAUACAAAGUUGGUGGUUCCCACAAACUACAUUGAUGGAAUGGAAGACACAGAAAUGAUUGAUGACCAGAGAUUCGAAGCAUUAAAGUUUCCAUAUUUCUUACCUAUUCCUUUUUGGCAUGAUUGCGAUAAUGUUGAACACAAAUACUACGGGCCUGAAGACCCAAGAAUUUUACUCGUUAAGAAUACUAGAGGGUACCUAGAACCCUUGAUUAUAUUUAACGCUUACCAUCGCAAAUUAUCACGUUAUGAUGAUGACGAAGACGAUGGCUUAGUUUUAAAACAAGACUUCUAUAGGUCCAUGUUCAUGAGUUGGCCAUGGCAAUUCCAAAUGGGUAAAUCGAAUACAGAUGGUAUGGGCAAUAAAGAAUUUGAUAGUAAGCUUUAUAACAAAGUAAUUGAGUUAAAGAUUAAAAACAUACCAAGGCAAAAGAAACAAAAAAAUUGGACUCCAUUUAUUAGUGAUAACUUGAGAACUAUACAUGGCUAUGAUAAAUUUGUGAAUUUUGUUUACAGGUGGGCUAAUUUUGAAGUAUUGAAAUGUGAUUUAAUCAAUGAUUCAGGAAGCUGUUCAUUCACCUAUAGAUUAAACCAUAAGAUAUCUACUGAGUCACAAGUAGGGCCACUAAGAGGUGGUACUGAAUUGAAGAAUAUAAAUGACUUAAUUAGAUCUCAAACAGACCUACCACUUGAAACAUUAUUGCCGCCGCACAGAGAAAUUUGGGUUGGAUUUGCUAGAGCUCAUUUAGAUAAGUGUGGAUGUGGUAAUAAUAUGUAUAGACCAAACAUGGUGGUUCUUGUUAAGGAUUCAGUUUUGAGUAAAAAGAAUGUUAAUGAUCCUAAAUCUCCUAAAGUGUUCAAAGACUUUUAUAAGAUUAGUCAUAUUAGUUCAUCAAUAUCCUUUGAUAUUCCCAUAAUUGGUUGGGACUUAGAAAAUCCAAAGGACGUCUGCAUAGGAUCGAAUAUUUUGAUUCCAAAUGGUAUUUCUUCCUGGAAUAUUAAGUCUAUUAAAGAAAAUACUAAGACUGGUUUUUUCGACGCUGAUGAUUACAUGACAUUGUCUUUAUCUAUUUCUGAUUUCACGGUUCACACCAUAAAUAUUAAGGGAUUAUUGAAUCAAAUUCUAAACUUGGAUGAUAAGUCUUUGUUUUUGCCCGUCGAUGAUACCUCGGAAGAUGGAUCUUUUACAUCAAAUAUUAAAAACUUGCAUAUACCGGAUAUCAAUAUAGUUGAUAAUCCACGUAAGAAUAAUUUGAUAUGGCUUACAGGAUAUAAUAACGAUAACGUUGUUUGUGCAUUAGACAGUUCUACCAAAUUCUGCGCUGCUUAUGGUAUGGCAAAUGAAAAGUCUUUCCAAGAUGAUAACGAAGAUUAUGAUUAUGAUCUCAAUGACGAUUUCGUUGAUCCUAACGUAUCCAAGUACGAACAGGAUCUCUAUUUAUACAAGCUUAAUGAAGAAUUAAAAAAGAGGCCGAACAGAAUGAAUAAAAGACCACCACCUAGGCAACUGUCUCCUGAAAGGAACUCUGGUAGACAAGAUAUACCAUCCUCAGACAACAAAGAUAAAUUCAAACCAAGUAUUUCGAAUCCUAAUGACCCUGCAAAGUCCUCCAAUUCGGACUAA